Molecule: messenger RNA, 3556 nt
Organism: Ectocarpus sp. CCAP 1310/34
Lineage: Eukaryota; Phaeophyceae; Ectocarpales; Ectocarpaceae
Source: the annotation of a GenBank genome assembly
UGUGACCGACCAUAGGGCGUGCGUCGCCAGCCAAGUGGUACCGCUCUGUCCCCAUCCCCUUCAUAGCGGCCCUAGCCCACGGUAUCGGUCGGUGCGCCUGCUGAGAGAGACAUCAGCUCUUGGGAUUGGACCGGACUGCUUGCAGGAGACUGCAACGUGAGAUUCCUGCAUCUUUGGCGAUCUUGAAAACACACUGGAGAGAGUAGGCCGGCUACCGCGGGUGUGUGACGACAGCAAGAUUUAGGCGCGCAUGGCUACUAGAAACGCGAAUCACGGCGGCGGCGCCGGUAACAAAGGUGGAGGUGGGUGGGUGCAGCAGGAUGUCGCUUGGGCGCCCGGCAACGGCGGUUGGGGAGACGGAGAGGAGGAGGAGGUUCGGGUGGGGGCGGGGCAGACCCUGGUUCACGAGACCCACGCCCCGAAGAGGAUCUCGCACAUCCAGUUCGGCCUUCUGGAUGCAGAGGAAGUGGAGCGCAUGAGCGAGUUCCAGGUGUGGUCGCGAGAGCUGUUCAAGAUGCCCGAGAGGAUUGCCGCCCCUAACGGCUGCCUUGACCCGCGGUUAGGGGUGUCGGACAAGACAGCAGUUUGUGAGACGUGCAGCAAGCUGCUGGUUGACUGCGCCGGCCACUACGGCCACAUCAAGCUCGAGCUGCCCGUGUUCCACAUCGGGUACUUCAAGCACACCCUCACCAUGCUCCAGUGCAUCUGCAAGACGUGCAGCAGAGUGUUGCUGCACGAUGCGUCUCGGGUCAAGUACCUCAAGCGCAUGCGGAACCCGCGGGGGAUGGGUGCGUUGGAGAGGGGGAACCUUCACAAGAAGAUCGUCACCGAGUGCAAGAAAUCCACCAGCUGCUUCCACGAGUCUUGCUACGCCGUCAACGGAACCGUAAAAAAGGUCACCGGGUCCCAGACGUUAAAGCUCGUUCACGACCGAUACAAAGGCAAACCGCCGGGGAACGUGCUGCAAGAGCUGACGGCGGACAUGAAGGUGGCGGCUCAGGCGAACCGGGAGAUUCCGAAGCACCUGGGCAUGGCGAUGGAGGAUCUCUCCGCUCUUAGGGUGCUUCACCUUUUCCAGCGCAUGACGGACGAAGACGCGGAGCUGCUCUGGAUGGACGCCAGGGUCGGCAGGCCCGAAAACCUUAUCAUCGAGAACCUUCUCGUUCCUCCGGUGCCGAUCCGACCGUCGGUGGCAAUGGACCUCGGCGGCGGCAGCAACGAAGACGACCUCACGGUCAAGCUUCAGGAGAUCAUAGACGUAAACGCCUCCGUUAAGGCUGCUUUGGACAACGGCGCCAACGUCAAGAUGAUCAUGGAGAACUGGGACUUUCUGCAGCUGGAGGUGGCACAGUACAUCAACGGCGAGAUGCCGGGACUCCCCAGACCGAUCUUAACGACCAAGCCAAUCAGAGGGUUGUGCCAGAGGCUGAAGGGGAAAAGCGGUCGAUUCAGAGGAAAUUUGUCAGGAAAACGUGUGGAUUUCUCGGCGCGUACCGUUAUCUCCCCGGACCCUAACCUCCGUGUGGAUCAGGUCGGGGUGCCUGAGAGGGUGGCCAAGAUCAUGACCUUCCCCGAGAUGGUCUCGCGAUACAACAUCGAAAAACUUCGCAAGGUGGUGAAAAACGGGCCCGACGUGCACCCAGGAGCUAACCAGGCGAGUCGAAAGAACUACGUUCUGUUUUUCUUGGUGCGGCUGGAUGGAGGCGACGGUUUCGUGAAGAAGCUGUUUAUCGAGCACGUUCGGGAGCAGCUGUCUGAGGAGCUCAAGAUCGGAGAUAUCGUAGAGAGGCACAUGGAGGACGGAGAUGUCGUGCUGUUCAACCGGCAGCCGUCCCUGCACAAGAUGUCCAUCAUGUCCCACAGGGCAAAGAUCAUGCCAUGGAGGACGUUCCGGUUCAACGAGUGCGUCUGCUCGCCGUACAACGCCGAUUUCGACGGGGACGAGAUGAACAUGCACCUCCCGCAGACGGAAGAGGCGAGGGCGGAGGCUGCCCAGGCAAGCCGGCGUUACGUUGCUAGCCCUUCUCGUCUGAUGGCGGUGCCGUACAACCUGGUCACCCCGAGAAACGGCGAGCCCUUAGUCGCGGCCACGCAGGACUUCCUCACGGCGGCCUACCUCAUCACCCAGAGGGACAUCUUCUUCGACUUCGAGACCUUCUGCAGGGUGGCGUCGUAUAUGGGGGACGCGGGGGAACAGGUGGAUGUCCCGCCUCCGGCCAUCAUGAAACCCGUCGCUCUGUGGACGGGCAAGCAGGCGAUGUCCCUCAUGGUGCGACCUUCCAAGGAAAACAAGAUCCUUGUUAAUUUCGAGAGCAAGGAGAAGAACUACAAAGGGAACCGCUUCCUGUGUCCAAGCGACGGCUACGUCUGCUACCACAACUCUGAGCUGAUGUGCGGCAACCUGGCGAAGAAGACCCUGGGUGACGGGUCGAAGACGGGGCUGUUCUACACCCUCAUCCGAGAGCACGGUCCUCUCGAGGCGGCGAGGGGGUUCAGCAUCGGCAUCGAGGACGUCACCCCCGGCGCCGAGCUAUCGGCGCUGAAGCACGAACUCCUAACCGAUGGCUACACGGAGGCCGACGAACAGAUUCGGCUCUUCAACAACAACAGGAUGCCCCUAAAACCGGGCUGCGAUGCCAUCCAGAUGGCCGCGGUGAUGACCGUAACGGAAGUGACGGUAAAGGAAUCCAGGACGAAUAGAUUCCUCUUUUCCACGACCACCAGGUGUCUAUUCAAGCUUAGCGACGCGUCUAUCAAGUCGCUAGAGAGUGAGCUGAACGGGCUUCUCGGCAAGCUUCGAGAGACAGCGGGGACAGGGGCCAUGAAGGCCUUGCCUUGGGUCAACAGCCCCCGUAUCAUGGCCGAGUGCGGGUCCAAGGGAUCCCCGCUCAACAUCUCCCAGAUGAUUGCCUGCGUGGGGCAGCAAUCGGUCGGGGGCAAGCGCAUCCAGAACGGGUUCGUGAACAGAACGCUGCCGCACUUCGAGGCCAACAGCCUGUUCCCUGCGGCCAAGGGCUUUGUGGCGAACAGCUUCUACAGCGGACUCACGGCUACCGAGUUCUUCUUCCACACCAUGGGGGGCCGAGAGGGGUUGGUUGACACGGCUGUCAAGACCGCAGAGACUGGGUACAUGGCCCGGCGGCUGAUGAAGGCGCUGGAGGACCUGAGCAUGCAGUACGACCGCACGGUCAGGAACAGCGAGCAGACCAUCAUUCAGUUCGUCUACGGAGACGAUGGGCUGAACCCUUCCUGCAUGGAGGCCAACAUGCGCGUCAAGAUCCGAGGGGCGGACGAUUUCCUGGAUGUCGGGCAGCCGGUGGACUACGCCAAGCUCAUGACGCAGGUCACCUCCACCAACCUCUUCCUCCACGAGAAGACGCUGUCGCCGAAGGAACUCAGGCAGCUUUGCAACAAGGUCCUGGCGGGGAAGGAAUUUCAACAGAUUUUGCCCCAGGGUCAGCGUUGGACGGAAGAGCUCAAGCAGUAUCUCGAGGACCUGGUGACCACGCGCAAGGGGCUCCGCGAAGGGUUGCGGCUGCCCACGGAGGUAUGUUAG